Closterium sp. NIES-65 is the source of this 2241-nucleotide messenger RNA. NCBI's taxonomy places the organism in Eukaryota, Viridiplantae, Streptophyta, Zygnematophyceae, Desmidiales, Closteriaceae. The record is from the annotation of a GenBank genome assembly.
AUGGGGGAGCUCUCUCUUCCCAGCAGCUACGUGAGUGGUACUCUCGGUACUGUCGCAGCCUCCGGGGUGCUGCUGGAGCUGUUGGCGCUGGUCCUACUGGAGGUGCUACUGGUGCUGCUGGGGGUACUAGAGCUGCUGGGCCUUGAGGUGCUCCUGGUGCUGGAGCAGCUGGCAGUGCUGGAGCUGGCGGUCCUGCUGGUGUUGGCGCUGGAGGUGCUGCUGGCGCUGGUGCUUCAGAGGGUGCUGGAGUUGGCGCUGCUGGAGCUGGAGGUGCUGCCGGUGUUGGAGCUGGCGGUGCUGCUGGCGCUGGUGCUUCUGAGGGUGCUAGAGUUGGCGCUGCUGGAGCCGGAGGUGCUGCUGACGCUGGUGCUACCGCUGGGGGUGCUGGUGCUGUCCGUGCUGUUUCUAGAGGCGCUGCGUGGCCGCGGCCGUACUUCGUUCCGCUCCUUGAGCAAGUUCUUGCGUCGUGCGCCUGCGUCUUGUCCUGGGUCGCCUGUUCGUGCUGCUCGCACUAAUCGUCGUGUUCCGCGUCAGCGUCCUCCUGCGGUCCCGGGCACGCACCAGAUGGCACUGCGUCCUUCCACUGCUCCGCAGCGUGUCCCUUUGCCGUCUCCUCCGGAUUCCUCUCUUCCUGCUCUUGCUGACCCGAAGUCGGACUCUCUUCGUGCUGCCAGUCCUACUGUCAUGCGUCUCCUGGCUACUGUUGGAGACCCGGAUGCACCAGACAUCCCGACUCCUCGAUCGUACGCUGAGGCGAUCGAGGGUCCGUACUCCUCACAGUGGCAGUCAGCCAUGGACGCAGAGAUGGCUUCCUGGAAGUCCACGGGCACCUACGUCGACGAGGUUCCCCCACCUGGGGCGAACAUCGUCAGUGGCAUGUGGAUUUUCAGGGUGAAGCGGCCGCCGGGUUCUCCGCCUGUCUUCAAGGCGCGUUACAUGACCACUCUUCGGGUGCUGCUGCACAUAGCCGCUCAGCGCGACUACGAGCUUCACUCUCUUGACUUCAGCACAACUUUCUUGCAGGGCAGCCUGCACGAGGAGAUCUGGCUUCGCCGCCCACCUGGCUUCACUGGGUCGUUUCCUCCUGGUACCCAGUGGAGCCUCCGGCGGCCAGUCUAUGGUCUCCGCCAGGUGCCGCGUGAGUGGCACGACACACUGAGGACUACACUUGCGGCUCUUGGGUUUGCUCCUUCUACUGCUGACCCGUCGGUGUUUCUGCGCACCGACACCUCUCUGCUGCCGUUCUACAUACUCGUGUACGUCUACGACUUGGUCUUUGCCACUGCUGACACUGUUGGACUCGCCCACGUGAAGUCCAAGCUGCAGAAGAGACACACGUGCACAGACCUGGGUGAACUGCGCAGCUACCUUGGCUUGCAGAUCCCCCGGGACAGAGCACAGCGCACCAUUACCCUGACUCAGUCACACAUGGUGCAGCAGGUCCUUCAGCGUUUCGACUUCACGUACUCCUCGCCUCAGGCCACUCCUCUGUCUACUCGCCACUCGCUCUCAGCUCUGCCUUCGGAUGAGUCCGUAGAGCCGAGUGGCCCGUACCUAGAGCUUGUUGGCUGCCUCAUGUACCUGAUGACCUGCACUCGACCUGACCUUGCAUACCCUCUUAGCAUCUUGGCACGCUAUGUUGCUCCUGGGAGACACCGACCAAAGCACAUGGCUGCAGCAAAGAGGGUGUUCCGCUACUUGUGCAGUUCGUCGGGCAUGGGGCUAGUGCUAGGAGGGCGGCGUUCAGUGGUCCUCAGACGUCACGAAGACGCUUCUUGUGCUGACGACCAGGCUACGCAGCGGUCGUCACAGGGUUACACCUUCAGCCUUGGCUCCGGCUCUGUUUCGUGGCGGUCUACCCGCUCGUCUUCUGUUCUUGGCUCCAGCUGUGAGGAUGAGAUCUACGCGGGGGCCAUGGCUGCACAGGAGCUACGCUGGCUCACCUACUUGCUGACAGAUCUAGGAGAGCCGCCUCGUUCUCCUCCGGUUCUGCACGUAGACAACAAGGCCAUGCUGGCCUUGUGUCGGGAGCACAGACUGGAGCACAGAACAAAGCACAUUGCUCUUCGCUACUUCCUUGCUCGUGAGCUGCAGCAGCGUGGUCAGCUGCGCCUUGCGUACGUGGCCUCUGAGGCCAACACUGCUGAUAUCUUUACCAAGGCACUUCCGCCUUGUGAUCAUCAGCGAUGCUGUACGAUGCUAGGUCUUGUGCCUACUUGGCCUCACUUGCUCACUUCUUGA